CCGGCGCGGGGCCCGGCGGGGCGGGGCGGGCGCCCCCCUCAGGCCCGGCCAGUGGAAGGCGCGGGUAGCGGCGGCUCCGAGUGGCCGCGGCUGUGGGCUGUGCCGGAGUCUCCUCCCUUUGGCCGGCCGCAGGCCUGCAACCCGCGUGUAGCCGCCAUGGCCCCUCCGCAGCUCUUCCGCGCGCUCGUGUCGGCGCAGUGGGUGGCCGAGGCGCUGCGGGCCCCGCGUGCCGGGCCGCCCCUGCAGCUGCUGGACGCCUCCUGGUACCUGCCCAAGCUGGGCCGCGACGCGCGCCACGAGUUCGAGGAGCGCCACAUCCCGGGCGCCGCUUUCUUCGACCUGGACCAGUGCAGCGACCACACCUCGCCCUACGACCACAUGCUGCCCAGCGCGGCGCACUUCGCCGAGUACGCGGGCCGCCUGGGCGUGGGCGCGGUCACGCACGUCGUGAUCUACGACGCCAGCGACCAGGGCCUCUACUCGGCCCCGCGCGUCUGGUGGAUGUUCCGCGCCUUCGGCCACCAGACCGUGUCGCUGCUCGACGGCGGCCUCCGCCACUGGCUGCGCCAGGGCCUCCCGCUCAGCUCCGGGAAAAGCCACCCGGCGCCUGCAGAGUUCCGCGCUGAGCUCGACCCCGCCUUCGUCAAGACGUACGAGGACAUCAAGGAGAACCUGGAUUCCCGGCGCUUCCAGGUGGUGGACGCCCGCGCCGCCGGCCGGUUCCGCGGCACCGAGCCCGAGCCCCGAGACGGCAUCGAACCCGGCCACAUCCCCGGCACUGUGAACAUCCCCUUCACAGAAUUCCUGACUGCGGAGGGCCUGGAGAAGAGCCCUGAGGACAUCCAUCACCUGUUCCAGGAGAAGAAAGUAGACCUGUCCCAGCCGCUAGUGGCCACGUGUGGCUCCGGCGUCACGGCCUGCCAUGUGGCCCUGGGGGCCUACAUCUGUGGCAAGCCCGACAUACCCAUCUAUGACGGCUCCUGGGUGGAGUGGUACAUGCGCGCCCAGCCCGAGGACAUCAUUUCCGAGGGCCGGGGGAAGACCCACUGAGGCCGGGCCGACGCAGGCAAGUUCAGCGAUGCCCGGGAUGCCCGGCCACCAGCAACGUACAGCCUGGUUGUUCCGACUCUGCUUUAACCAACAGAGUGUUUCUUUAGCCAACUCAAGUGGCAUUUGGGGUGACAUCCCAGAGGCCAGGAAUUCCACUGACUUGUGGGCUGCCGGUGGAGCCCAGAGAAGAGGUGACAGGCACAGGGGAGGGAGGCCAGAGCUCCGAGCUGCCCCACACGGUGCUGAGCAGAGGCCCCGCCUCCCUUCCCUUUUACUGUUGAGGAAAUAAAACUGCCAAGUGCCAAAUCCUUGUAGCCGUGGGGCUGCCUCAGUGUCCCUAAGGAGCCAGGGGUUCCGGCAUGCCCCGCCCAGGCUGCUCUGGGGAGCCCGAGGGUCUUGGGGGCCCUGUCUCUGCCUUUUGUACAGUGCUGGCGUCCCAGAGCCCUGAAAUGGCUCCUAGCAAAUGGUCCUCCACCCUGUAAUCCUGAGGGUGACUCCCUUCUGGCUUCUGGGCUAUUCAAGGUGACUUUUGCUGUGACAUGUCUGGGGUCCCACUAAAGCACCCCCACCCAGGUAAACAGUACUUCUCAUUUCAAGAAAGAGAUGGGUCCAGAGCUUAACAGGAGGCUGUCCCAGCCCAGCCGGGAUGUUCCGGGAAGGGCUGAGUCUGGCUGAUUGGAGAAGAGUCUGGUUCGAAACUCUGGGAAUUCACACUUGGAGGCUGCUCUCUGAAAACUGCCAGGAGUGGGCAGACCUGGGGAGCCUGAUCCUUUCUGCUCAGGAGAACAUACUCCCUGCUUCCCAAAGGUGACAUCUGUACCUCUGGCAUUGGGAGAGAAGGAGCAACAGAAUUGUGUUCCUGUCCUCGCAAAGCUUCCAGACCAGGGAGGAGAGACUGGUCUUUUGUAUCAUGUUUCCAGGGAGAAGGGAGUACUGUGAAAUGAUCUAUUUUAUAACAGGGUGAAGCUGUUCUCUGAAGUUCCUUGAUGUACCUAGAAACCAGCCCUGCCGGAGACGAAUACAAUCGCCUGAAAUUUUAUUAACUGGAGAAGAUUAAAACUCGUAUCCCAGAGGAAGAGACUGAACGUUAAAUACCCCACCUAGAGCUCAGAUGAACUUUGUCCCGAACUAUCAUCUGUUCUCCGUCCCAUUCAAUUUCCAAAGAAAAUUAUUCACUAACCAUUGUCUGAGCAUUGGGCCCAUUCAUUUCCUCCUAAAAAUCAUUGACGGUCCCUCAAACUGCCACAUUUCUCCCACCUCGCUCUCCCCCAUGAAGAAGGGUAUGUAAGCAUCUGUGUGCACCCCACUGGGUCCCGGGGUCAUCACUGUGAUUACCCCAUGCUACGCACAUUAGAAUAAAUUCUGUGUACCUUUCUCCA
Messenger RNA from Lemur catta (Ring-tailed lemur), 2429 nucleotides. RefSeq names its product mercaptopyruvate sulfurtransferase (gene MPST). Gene Ontology annotation, molecular function: thiosulfate-cyanide sulfurtransferase activity. The record is from RefSeq and is a predicted model, not a curated record. Gene Ontology annotation, biological process: transsulfuration. The coding region runs from base 157 to 1050 and encodes 297 amino acids. Lineage: Eukaryota; Metazoa; Chordata; Mammalia; Primates; Lemuridae. Gene Ontology annotation, cellular component: mitochondrion. The transcript has 5 exons.